Quercus robur (English oak) is the source of this 1993-nucleotide messenger RNA. RefSeq lists its product as uncharacterized. The transcript has 3 exons. NCBI's taxonomy places the organism in Eukaryota, Viridiplantae, Streptophyta, Magnoliopsida, Fagales, Fagaceae. The record is from RefSeq and is a predicted model, not a curated record. The coding region runs from base 194 to 1786 and encodes 530 amino acids.
CCAACGAUAUUAACAAAACACAAAAAACGUUUUUCACUUAAACCCGGCAAACCCGUAAAAAAUUAAAAAUAAAAUCCACGAAACUUCUUUUCCAAACAAAAGCUGAGUUUAGUCCCACGGAAUUUCUCUCUCUCGUAGAAACCCUAAAACUUUCUCUCUCUACAAAUAUCUCUCUCUCGAUCAUUCUCCAUCGAUGGCGUCCGGAUCGUCGGGUCGGGGCAACCCGGGGUCAAAGGGGUUCGAUUUCGGAUCCGAUGACAUUCUCUGCUCCUACGAAGACUACACCAACCAGGACUCUUCGAAUGGGAACCAUGGCGACCCAGUCAUCAGCUCCAAUUCGGGAAAGGAUUUUCAGAAAAGCAGAAUCUCAAGAUCGGCGAUGUUUCCUUCUGUCUAUAACCAGCCAGAAGAUUCUUUCAGCCAAGAUGUGAUUGCAACUGUGGAAAAAAGUAUGAAAAAGUAUACCGACAACCUUAUGCGCUUUCUUGAGGGAAUCAGUUCACGUCUGUCGCAGUUGGAAUUAUACUGCUACAAUCUUGAUAAAUCAAUUGGAGAAAUGCGGUCAGAGUUAGGUCGUGAUCAUGGAGAGGCGGAUUCUAAACUUAAAUCUCUUGAGAAACAUCUUCAAGAAGUCCACAGGUCUGUACAGAUCCUAAGAGACAAGCAAGAACUUGCAGAGACCCAGAAAGAAUUAGCCAAGCUUCAGCUUGCGCAAAAAGAGUCAUCUUCUUCAAGCCACUCCCAAUCCAGUGAGGAGAAAACUUCAUCAGCUGCUGCUGAUGCCAAAAAGACUGAUAACACAUCUGAUGCAAAUAACCAGCAAUUAGCUCUUGCCCUGCCACACCAAGUAGUGCCACAGCAACAGCCUGUGGCACCUCCUCCACAAGCACCACCACAGAAUCUAACGCAGCAACAAUCCUAUUAUCUCCCUCCAACUCAGUUACCAAAUCCACCAGCCCAAACCCAACACACACACAGUCAAUAUCCACCUGAUUCUCAGUACCGAACACCCCAACUGCAGGACAUGUCUAGGGUGGCACCACAGCCAACACAGUCUCAAGUAAAUCAGACGGCACCAGUCCAACCAUUCCCUCAAUAUCAGCAGCAAUGGCCCCAGCAAUUACCUCAGCCAUCGCAACAGCCCUCAAUGCAACCCCAGAUCAGGCCCCCAUCGACAACGGUUUACUCGUCCUACACACCAAGUCAACCAACAAACCCAUCACCUCCAGAGACGCUGCCAAACAGCAUGCCAAUGCAAAUGCCAUUCCCAGGAAUUCCUCAACCUGCAUCCAGCCGUGUUGAUGCCAUGUCGUAUGGGUAUUCUGGAGCUGGAAGAACUGUUCCACAGCAGCCCCCGCCUCAGCAAAUGAAGGGCACUUUUGGAGCGCAACCAGCUGAUGGAUAUGCAGUUGGUGGACCCCAGCCUGCACUUCCUCCAGGGAGUGGAUAUAUGAUGUAUGACAGUGAGGGGAGAGCACAUCAUCCAACUCAACCGCCUCACUACACUCAAGGUGGAUAUCCUCCAACAAGUGUUGCUCUUCAGAAUCCACAAACAACAACAGGCCCCAAUCUUAUGGUCCGGAAUCCAAGCCAUUCACAAUUCUUUCGCAACCAUCCCUAUAGUGAACUGAUUGAGAAAUUGGUGAGCAUGGGUUUCAGGGGUGACCAUGUUGCAAGCGUGAUUCAGAGGAUGGAGGAGAGUGGGCAGCCCGUUGAUUUUAAUGCUGUGCUAGACAGGUUGAAUGUGCAUUCCUCUGGGGGUUCUCAGAGAGGAUGGUCAGGGUAAAGAAUUUAUUCAGUAAUUUGAGUUCCAUAUCAGUGACAAUCAUGCGUGUUUUAUUAUGCAUUGAAUAAAAGGUUGAUGUAAUGUGCACGGUGUAUUGUAUAUGUGGUUUGAGAGAUACAAAGAUGGUGUAUAUCUGCGACCUCAUUCCAAUACUUUUGUCUUCUGUUGUUUGAUGACACUUCUAGCAGUAGAAAGACUUCCAUUAAA